Prunus dulcis (almond) is the source of this 725-nucleotide messenger RNA. Its product is annotated as transcription elongation factor SPT4 homolog 1-like. Gene Ontology annotation, biological process: mRNA processing; chromatin organization; regulation of transcription elongation by RNA polymerase II. Gene Ontology annotation, molecular function: zinc ion binding; RNA polymerase II complex binding. The coding region runs from base 142 to 495 and encodes 117 amino acids. The transcript is spliced from 5 exons. The record is from RefSeq and is a predicted model, not a curated record. NCBI's taxonomy places the organism in Eukaryota, Viridiplantae, Streptophyta, Magnoliopsida, Rosales, Rosaceae. Gene Ontology annotation, cellular component: DSIF complex; nucleus.
AAACUCUAGAAGGUUGUAUUGUACCCAAGAAACAAAAAUAAAAACCACUAUAUAGCGUGCUCCUCUGCUUGUGCUAAUUAUUUUCACAUUAGAAGAGGCAAACGUAAUUGGUGUACGAGCGUCUAUUUUGGCUGAAAGAAGAUGAGAAACGCACAACCUGCCCAGAUUCCGACCAGCUUCGGCCACGAGCUUAGAGCUUGCCUUCGUUGCCGCCUCGUCAAGACGUACGAUCAGUUCAGGGAAUCGGGAUGUGAGAACUGCCCUUUCUUCAAUCUGCACGAUGAUAACGAGCGAAUCUCCGAUUGCACCACCCCUAAUUUUAACGGGAUAAUUUCAAUGAUGGAUCCAACUAGGAGUUGGGCUGGACGGUGGCUCCGAAUUGGAAAAUUUGUCCCUGGCGUCUACACUCUUGCUGUUUCAGAGGCUCUAUCAGAGGAUUUGCAGAAUUUAUGCGAAGAUGAGCGGGUGCAAUAUGUACCACCAAAGCGUGCAUGAAUGACCAAUUGAUCGGACCAAACAAGAACAAAUCCCUGUUGAAAAACAUUUUCAAGACUUUAAGCAAAUGUCUGUUUAUGAAAACAAUUGGUUGUCGGAAGUGAAUGUUUUCUAUAGGAGUUUCUCCUAAAGUGAUCAAAGUAGGCCCUUUGUAAUGUAGUAUUAGGAUUAGUAGAAUCCUCCUUAUUUUGGGCAAAUAUGAAGGCCACCAAUUAAUAGACCAAAUGCAA